Messenger RNA from Sciurus carolinensis (gray squirrel), 1146 nucleotides. Its product is annotated as histo-blood group ABO system transferase-like. NCBI's taxonomy places the organism in Eukaryota, Metazoa, Chordata, Mammalia, Rodentia, Sciuridae. The transcript has a single exon. The record is from RefSeq and is a predicted model, not a curated record. Gene Ontology annotation, biological process: carbohydrate metabolic process. The coding region runs from base 1 to 1146 and encodes 381 amino acids. Gene Ontology annotation, molecular function: glycoprotein-fucosylgalactoside alpha-N-acetylgalactosaminyltransferase activity. Gene Ontology annotation, cellular component: Golgi apparatus; vesicle; membrane.
AUGGUCAAGCUGCUGAGGACACCGCACUGGCAGUGCUGCUCAGUGCAUCUGGUGACUUUUCUUCUCCUAAUCGCUCUUGCCGUGGACUUCUUUGGUUAUGAUUACUUGAACCUGAAGAGCCAGAAUCUUCGAAGCAGGCAAGCUGGGGCAAGCCUGGCAGUUAGAGAAGGUUGUGGCCCACAAGCCAUGGAAUUAUCAAGAGUGGUAUAUCCACAGCCAGAUGUGCUAAAAGCCCCUAGGCCAGAUGUCCCUGUUUUGACCCCUUGGCUUGCCCCCAUUGUGUGGGAGGGAACUUUCAACUUUGACCUGUUGGAUGAACAUUUCCAAUGUCAGAAUGUUACCAUUGGGUUAACUGUGUUUGCAGUAAAAAGAUACAUAUACUACUUGAGGAUGUUCCUGCAGACUGCAGAGAUACACUUCAUGGUGGGUCACAGGGUGAACUACUACAUCUUCACUGACCAACCUGACAAUGUUCCUCGAAUCCUGCUCCAGAAAGGAAGGCAGAUGGUCAUCCUCAAAGUCCAGAGCUAUGCCCGCUGGCAGGACAUCUCCAUGCGCCGCAUGGAAACCAUCAGCAUUUUUUCUCAGGAGCGCUUCCACAGAGAGGUGAAUUAUCUUGUCUGUGUAGAUGUGGACAUGAAGUUCAGGGACCACGUGGGCGUGGAGAUCCUCUCCUCCUUGUUUGGCACUCUUCAUCCUGCCUACUAUGCGAUCAACAAGCAGUUCUUCCCCUAUGAACGCAACCCUCAGUCACAGGCCUCUAUCCUAGAGAAUGAAGGGGACUUCUAUUAUACAGCGGCCUUUUUUGGGGGUUCUGUGCCAGAGGUUUAUAGGCUCACCAAUGCCUGUCACCAGGCCAUAAUGAUGGAUCAAGCCAAUCACAUCGAGGCCGUGUGGCAUGACGAGAGCCACUUGAACAAGUACCUGCUUUACCACAAACCCACCAAAGUCCUCUCCCCAGAGUACAUGUGUCACACAGCAGAGGAAUGCAUAUGGUUUCAGAACAAGCGGGGCUUGUCCACCAUCGUAAAACGGGUGAGGUUUGUGGCCUUGCAAAAGAAUAUGAGUUACGUUAGGACUGAUGAGGGAAGCGCUCAGACAGGUUCAGCGAAAGGUAACGGUGGUCAGCCCUACUCUUUCUCCUAG